Messenger RNA from Paramecium pentaurelia, 930 nucleotides. The record is from the annotation of a GenBank genome assembly. NCBI's taxonomy places the organism in Eukaryota, Ciliophora, Oligohymenophorea, Peniculida, Parameciidae.
AUGGACAGCAAAGAAAACUAUUUUAACAUCAAAUAAAUGACUGAAUCUUUUAAGAAUGUCAAGAAAUAUUCAUAACAUUCGAAUAUUAUUGUAGAUAUGUUUAUAGAAAUUACUUAGAAAUUAGACAAGUCUUCUAAAGAUUAUUUAUCAAAAGUCAUUCCUAUUGAUGAUGAUAAAUAAACACUUAACUAAGUUGAUACUAAAAUCAUCAUGAAUUACUUCAAAUAAAUAGUCAUCUAUCUAAUUAAAACUAAGAUAGAAUUAGAAGAAAAAACAUAAUAAAUAGAAUCUCAAACUUAAUAUGAAACAUUGAUUUAGAAACUAGAAGCUGAUGUUCGUUAACAUAUUCGAAUAGAAUAAUAAUUAAGAAUCUAUACUGAAACAUUAUAAUAAAAGAUAGAUGAUUUUGUAUUAGAAAGAGAAUAAUAAACUUAAUAGAUUAAAGAAUAUGAAUAAUAGAUCAAAUAAAAGAAUAAAGAUAUAGUAAUCUAUUAAAGUGAACUUCGUAAAGCAGUCAAUUAAAACUAAUAAAGAAAUGCUAAACUAAUAACUGAACCUAUCCAUGAAGAAUAUGAUACAAAAUAUCAUCUUAAUAAAUUAAAUUAAACUUAAUAUACUCAUCAUCGUAAAACCAGCCAAAUUAAUGAUGAAAAAUCUGCAGCAAAUAGUAAGAAUCAUUAAUAUAAGAAUCUCAAAUCAACAGUUAUAAAAAUUCACCAGAAAGAAUCCCAAUUCGCAAGAUAUCAGUGACUAAUUAUGCUGAGACCAAAACCAUAAAAUAGCCAGUCUUCAUUCGAUAGCCAUGGUAAUUAUCAAGUAGUAUUAUCCAUUAGUCCAAUGUCUUAUUCACAUUUAAAAACUGAAGUUUAACUCAGUUAUAGAAGUAACAGUUAAGAUAGUAAGUAGGCAUCUAAAAAUAUAAUAAAAUGA